Molecule: messenger RNA, 618 nt
Organism: Rotaria sp. Silwood2
Lineage: Eukaryota; Metazoa; Rotifera; Eurotatoria; Philodinida; Philodinidae
Source: the annotation of a GenBank genome assembly
AUGAGUUUUAAUUUUACUCCAAAUCAAGCUUCACAAGGUGCAAAUUAUGCUGGACGAGCUAUGAAUGCAUUUCAAUCAGCUGUUAAUAUUGAUAAUGAACAGCCACAACUUGAAGGAACAACAUUUUGGUUUCGUUGGUUUAUUCGAGUUGUUGCUGUUGUGACUGGAAUUCUUGCAAUGAUAUGUGGGCUGUUCGGAGCAUUGAGUAUAUCACCAUUCUGUAUUCUUGCUGGUGUUAUAAUGAUAUUUCUUGGUUUUGCAUUAAUUAUGUUUGAAGUACCAAUUUGUUGUCAAUUUGUACGAUAUACACAACCGGCGGCACAAUUUUCUCAACAACGUCCACCAUGGCAAAAGGCUGCACUCUAUUCAAUACCACCUCUUAUACCUCUUAUGUUAUGUCAGUCAUUAAGUAUUGUACUUGGUUUCAUUUGCUUACUUGUUAAUGGAGCUAUACAAUUUAUGUUGGCUGUUGGCAAAAAAGCACCAUUAGAAGAAAUGCUUCAACGAGCAGGUGUAGGUGUUAAUAAUCGUGGACAACCAGUACCUGAAGGUCCUCCAAUAAAUGUUCCAAGUAGUAGUACUGGUGAUAAAGGUUUUAAUUUUACUCCAUUACCUUAA